AUGCAUAUCACAUUCAAGGAUUUGAAGAAACAGACAGUCCAGGUGGACCUCGAGCCCUCCGACACGGUGUUGUCAGCUAAAGAGAAAGUUGCUGCUGCCAAGGACGUUGAUCCCUCACAAUUGAAGUUCGUCUAUUCGGGAAAAGUGCUACAGGAUGAGAAGACUCUCGAAGACUUCAAAGUCAAGGACGGAGACUCGGUCAUUUACAUGAUCUCCAACAAGAAGGUUCUGCCUCCUAAACCAGCACCUGCUGCUCCUCCUGCCACUGCUGCUGCGCCACUGUCGACUUCGGGGGAAAGUACACCUUCUGCCGAGUCGGCUGGCGCCGCUGCCGCCGCCGCUGCUCCUUCAACCACCACCGAUGGAGACGCAAGCCAAACUGAAUCUUCGGGUUCUGGCGACUUCUCCCUGGGCCCUGUGCGUGAGGCUGCUAUCCAAAGCAUGAUGCAAAUGGGCUACGAGCGUCCCGCCAUUGAGAGGGCGUUGCGGGCGGCGUUCAACAACCCUCACAGAGCUGUGGAGUACUUAAUCACUGGAAUCCCCGAAUCAUUGGCUCCAGCCCCUGCUCCAGAGGCUCCAGAGGCUGCAGAGGCUCAAGGGGCCGCUAGCGAGGAUCACGAAGCUGAAGAUGACCACGCUGCAGAUACCAGCGACAUCACGGAGAACGCCGAGCCGAACGUCCAUGAAAACAUGUUUGAUGCGGCUGAAGCUGCUGCGGGUGGUGAAUCAGAGGCCGGAGGUGAGGUUGAGUUGGGAGAAUCCGAGGAAAAUCAACUCUCGAUGCUCCGUGCAGCCAUCCAGAGCAAUCCCGAGUUAAUCCAGCCGAUGUUGGAGCAGAUUGCUGCCUCCAACCCUCAAGUUGCCGAGUUAAUUCUGCAAGAUCCAGAGAGAUUUAUCAGAGCAUUUUUGGGCGGCGAAGGUGAAGACUUGGGAUUUGAGAUCGAGGGUGAGGGUGAGGACCAGGACCCUGAAGGAACCGUGAGAGUAAUGUUGACCGAGCAGGACGAGAAUGCUAUCCGCAGAUUGUGUGAGUUGGGCUUUGACAGAAACUUGGUGAUCCAGGUCUACAUGGCUUGCGACAAAAACGAAGAGGUCGCUGCAGACAUCUUGUUCCGCGAUACGUGA
This is a messenger RNA of Sungouiella intermedia, 1125 nucleotides long. NCBI's taxonomy places the organism in Eukaryota, Fungi, Ascomycota, Pichiomycetes, Serinales, Metschnikowiaceae. The record is from the annotation of a GenBank genome assembly.